Molecule: messenger RNA, 880 nt
Organism: Linderina pennispora
Lineage: Eukaryota; Fungi; Kickxellomycota; Kickxellomycetes; Kickxellales; Kickxellaceae
Exons: 1
Source: RefSeq, a predicted model, not a curated record
CCUCUUAGCAGCCUCAGCAUCGAUUUCUUAAGUUUUCACGUACACAAACGCGCCUGGAGGAAAAUGUCCAAUUCAGACGAGAGAAUGGAGGUGGCGUCGACAAAGCCGGCCAAACGCAAAACGGCGGCUGAGAUCAGACACAUCCACAAGGAGCAGCAGCGGAUUGCUCGUGAGGGUUCAGCCGAGACGCAGGAAGGAGCACACGCAUAUCUGCAGCAAUGGGAGGAGGAGCGCGAUGCAUGGAAGUUCAAUAAGGCAAAGCAAAAUUGGAUUAUUCGGCAUCUAUACGUCGCAACGCAGAUACCCGAGCCCCAGUUUGCCAUAGCCUUGAAGUACUUUUCGGUGCUGACUGGUAAGCUGCGCGACAGCUUACUAAAGGAGGCGAGGCUGGUGCGCGACCCAGUCACUGCCGAUUCGCCGGAGCUACAGCAGCUGAGAUCGAAGGCUCUCGGUGUGCUGCCGUCGCAUGUUACCAAGGCACAGGCAAACUCAAUCAAGAAGGCGAGGCGCGAGGCACGAAUCGCCAAGGCAUUGAAGGAGAGCGAGAGUGGGGCAGCAGCGAAGGAAGAGGAGGAGGAUGAUGGUGAUAAAGAGGAGUCGGCAGUGGCUGUCUCCGAGACCGUAACCAAGCGGGCUGAGCGCAUGAUCGAGGUGUUAACCAGCCCACCAGAGAAUACUAACGAUGAGGGCAAGAGCAAGAAGGACAAGAAAGACAAGAAGGACAAGAAACGCAAGCACAAGGAUGAAGAUGGCUGCACAGACGGCGACUCUGAGAGAAAAAAGUCCAAAAAGUCCAAGAAGGAAUCAAAAUAGCUAACAUUUUAUUCCGUCAACUAGACGUGUUGCAGCAAGCAUAUCUAAUGAAGCCUAGCGCACAUAG